Molecule: messenger RNA, 1392 nt
Organism: Labeo rohita (rohu)
Lineage: Eukaryota; Metazoa; Chordata; Actinopteri; Cypriniformes; Cyprinidae
Gene: nsa2
Product: NSA2 ribosome biogenesis homolog (S. cerevisiae)
Exons: 6
Coding region: 147-929 (260 amino acids)
Biological process (GO): maturation of LSU-rRNA; maturation of 5.8S rRNA
Cellular component (GO): nucleolus; preribosome, large subunit precursor
Source: RefSeq, a predicted model, not a curated record
CUUCCUCUACAGAACAGGCUCUGAGUAAAGAACAUCGCGAACUCGAGCCUCAAAUAAAACCAUCAAAAUAUCAGAGCUGAACACCCAAUAGCGGAUUAAACAACUCUUAACAACUUUAUAAAUACCUCAACACCACACAUCACAUCAUGCCGCAGAACGAGCACAUUGAGUUACACCGCAAGCGUCAUGGCUACCGUCUGGACCACCACGAGAGGAAGAGGAAGAAGGAGAGCCGUGAGGCGCACGAGCGGUCGCACAAAGCCAAAAAGAUGAUCGGCCUCAAAGCCAAACUCUACCACAAACAGAGACACGCUGAGAAGAUCCAGAUGAAGAAGACCAUUAAGAUGCACGAGCAGAGGAAGAGCAAACAGAAGGACGAUGACAAGACACCAGAAGGAGCCGUGCCAGCUUACCUGCUGGACAGAGAGGGACAAUCACGCGCCAAAGUGCUGUCCAACAUGAUCAAACAGAAGAGGAAAGAGAAAGCUGGAAAGUGGGAGGUUCCUUUACCAAAAGUUCGAGCCCAGGGUGAAACCGAGGUUCUGAAGGUCAUCCGCACAGGAAAGAGACAGAAAAAGGCCUGGAAGAGAAUGGUGACCAAAGUCUGCUUCGUAGGAGACGGAUUCACACGCAAACCACCUAAAUAUGAGCGCUUCAUCAGACCUAUGGGUCUGAGGUUUAAAAAGGCACACGUCACUCAUCCUGAACUGAAGGCCACGUUUUGUUUACCCAUCUUGGGCGUCAAGAAGAACCCGUCCUCCACCCUCUACACCACUCUAGGGGUCAUCACCAAGGGAACAGUCAUCGAGGUCAACGUCAGUGAGCUCGGAUUGGUCACACAGGGUGGAAAGGUCAUCUGGGGUAAAUACGCCCAGGUGACGAAUAACCCAGAAAAUGAUGGUUGCAUCAACGCAGUGUUGCUUGUAUAAUGGAAACCUGAAACAAUUGAUACAGAACUGUGCCUCCGAGUGCAGCCGGGAGCGGUGCUUAUGUGGAAUACUGUUAUCGUCGGAAUCAUCUUGGAAGUCAUAAGAUGGUUUGAAAACAGUCAGUGGAGUUUCAUUGUCACAUCUGGACCCAAAGCUCACAAGAACAAGUGGAUCAGAAAUAAAGUGCUGUUUAAUUUCAGAUAAAAUGUUCAAGUGUUUCUCUAUGCAUUUGUUAUUAUUCAUGAAUGGUUCUGUGUUAGGAAAGCAGCUGAAACGGCUGUAUUUGCACAGUAUCCUGGGAUACAUCACACCUGCUAUUUAGAUAAUUCAGAUGCCAUAAAAAAGUAAUCAUUUACUAAAAGUAAUGACAUUUAAAAUAGGCCUCAAAUGUUUCUGUCACAUUGUGUGCUACUUAAUCUUUGGAAUCUUAUAAAAUUGGGAAUAAAAAUUUUUCUUGUGCUCA